AUGGCCCAGGUCGAGCGUAUCACAGAGAAAUUGGAGAAGCCAGAACUUGAUGAUCGUUCAUAUCGGGUCAUUCGUCUGCCGAACAAGCUCGAGGCCCUUUUGGUCCAUGAUCCGGACACCGAUAAGGCCAGCGCGGCGGUAAACGUCAAUGUUGGCAACUUCUCCGAUGAAGAUGACAUGCCUGGAAUGGCUCAUGCGGUAGAACAUUUGCUGUUCAUGGGCACGAAAAAGUACCCCAAAGAGAAUGCAUACAACCAAUACCUCACAUCCCAUUCCGGCUCGUCGAAUGCCUACACAGCUGCCACCGAGACGAACUACUUCUUUGAAGUGUCUGCCACGGGUGACUCUAGUACCCCCAAAUCCAGCGGAGACAGCACCCCUGCCGAGACGACAAACGGAAACAACGGUGUUUUGGCAGUCGAGAAUGGGGCAGAGGGCAAAUCGCCUCUCUACGGUGCGUUGGACCGAUUUGCUCAGUUUUUCAUCGCCCCGCUUUUCCUUGAAUCAACUUUAGAUCGGGAGUUGCAAGCGGUGGAUUCCGAAAAUAAAAAGAACCUCCAGAGUGACCUGUGGCGCUUAAUGCAACUGAACAAGUCCCUCUCAAAUCCUAAACAUCCUUACAGCCACUUCUCCACUGGUAACCUGCAGACCUUGAAAGAGGAUCCUCAGAAACGCGGUCUGGAAGUGCGCAGUGAGUUUAUCCGAUUCUACGAGAAGCACUACUCGGCCAACAGAGCGAAGUUGGUUGUCCUGGGUCGAGAGUCUCUGGACACUUUGGAGCAGUGGGUCACCGAGCUGUUCUCUGGUAUCGAAAACAAGGAUCUUGCUCCGAACCGCUGGGAUGAUGUACAGCCCUUCACCGAGAAGGACAUGUGCACCCAGGUGUUUGUGAAGCCGGUCAUGGAAACUCGCACCAUGGACAUGUAUUUCCCCUUUCUCGACGAGGAGGAAUUGCAUGAUACCCAGCCUAGUCGGUAUAUUAGCCAUUUGAUUGGCCAUGAGGGUCCUGGCAGUGUUUUGUCAUACCUCAAGGCCAAGGGAUGGACCAAUGGCCUGUCUGCAGGUGCUAUGCCUGUCUGCGCUGGGGCGGCAUUCUUCACCAUUUCCGUGCGCCUGACCCCCGAGGGUCUGAAGCAGUACCAGGAGGUCGCAAAGGCGGUCUUCGAGUAUAUCGCCAUGAUCAAGCAGCGUGAACCAGAGCAGUGGAUCUUCGAUGAGAUGAAGAACCUUGCCGAGGUCGAUUUCAGGUUCAAGCAGAAGACCCCCGCCAGUCGGUUUACCAGCCGCCUGUGUAGUGUCAUGCAGAAGUCCCUCCCCAGGGAAUGGCUACUGAGCCAGUCUUUGUUGCGACGCUUUGAUCCUGAGCUGAUCAAGAAGGCACUCAGCCAUUUGCGGGCCGACAACUUCCGCCUACUCAUUGUGUCCCAGGACUUCCCGGGCACGUGGGACCAAAAGGAGAAGUGGUAUGGUACUGAAUACAAAGUGGAGAAGAUCCCACAGGAGUUCCUGGGUGGGCUCCAGAAGGCCCUAGAGUCGACCGAAGCUACCCGCACCUCCGACGUGCAUAUGCCUCACAAGAACGAAUUUGUGCCGACCAGACUCUCAGUAGAGAAGAAGGAGGUUGCUGAGCCAGCCAACUUCCCUAAGCUGAUCCGCCAUGAUGAACGAGUACGGUUGUGGUUCAAGAAAGAUGACCGUUUCUGGGUGCCCAAGGCCACUGUCGAGGUAACGCUUCGAAAUGCUCUGGCAUGGACCACACCCCGCAACCUCAUCAAGACGAAGCUUUACACCGAGUUGGUGAGAGACUCCCUAGAUGAGUACUCCUACGACGCCGAGCUUGCUGGCUUGGGCUACCAUCUCUCGGCCACGUCCACGGGCUUGGAUAUCUCCGUGAGCGGAUACAAUGACAAGAUGUCUGUUCUAUUGGACAAAGUACUCAAUACCAUGCGCGGACUGGUAAUCAAUCAGGACCGUUUCAACAUUAUCAAAGAGCGCUUGACGCGGGCAUUCCGCAAUGCCGAGUACCAGCAGCCUUACUACCAAGUGGGCGAUUAUACUCGGUAUCUUCUUGUCGAGCGAGGCUGGGACAACGAGCAAUUCCUUGAGGAGCUGCUGCAUGUUGAGUGCGAGGAUGUGGCGAAGUUCUUCCCCCAGCUGCUUGAGCAAACCCACAUCGAAGUCCUGGCUCAUGGAAAUCUAUACAAAGAGGAUGCUCUGCGCAUGACAGACUCCAUCGAAAAGGUCCUUGGAGGCCGCCAUCUUCCUCCGUCGCAGUGGUACAUGCGCCGCCACGUGACCCUCCCUCCCGGUUCUAACUAUGUCUACCCGCGGACUCUUAAGGACCCGGCCAAUGUCAACCAUUGCAUCGAGUACUAUUUGUACAUCGGACUCUUCUCUGAUGAUGUGUUACGGUCGAAGCUCCAGCUAUUUGCGCAGCUGACUGACGAACCUGCAUUCGACCAGCUUCGUAGCAAGGAACAGCUCGGAUAUGUGGUGUGGAGCGGUGCGCGCUACAACUCUACCAUUCUCGGCUACCGGGUCAUCAUCCAAAGUGAACGCCCGGCACAGUAUCUUGAAUCACGCAUUGAGAGCUUCCUGAGCGGGUUCGGCCCCAUCCUCGAGAACAUGCCCGAAGAAGAAUUCGAGGGUCACAAGCGCAGUGUCGUGAACAAGCGUCUGGAAAAGCUCAAGAACCUGGGCUCCGAGACCGGCCGAUACUGGUCGCAUAUCGGAUCCGAGUGCUUUGAUUUCCUGCAGCACGAAACCGACGCAGCCAACGUGCGCACUUUGACCAAGGCCGACCUUGUUGCCUUCUACAGGCAAUAUAUUGAUCCCUCUUCGACGACCCGUGCCAAACUGGCCACCCACCUUAACGCCCAAGGCGCGCAGUCUGAGAACAAGACAGCUGAACAGCGGGCCGCUCUUGUCCAAGCCCUGAGCAAGCAGCUCGAAGCCGCCGGCUUCACUGUGGAUGCUGCUCGCUUCGCAACAGCAUUCGAGGAAGUUGAGACGACAGUGGUGGACAAGUCACAGGUCCUCUUCAUUGUGAAGAAUUUCCUGGCUACGGAGUUGAGCCAGUCCACACAGCAGAUAGAGCCUGUUCUCGAGAAACUAGAGCAGACUCUUGGUGCCCAGUUGAAGGGGCUGGGACUCGGCUCUAGCAGUGAUAAGCAGAGCGUGACCAAUGGCUCUGACAAGGCUUCGACUCCCUUUGUUAUUAGCGAUGUGCCUAACUUCAAGGCGAGCCUGCCUAUCAGCACUGGUCCUGUCCCAGUGGUGGACCUCAGUGUGUAUGAGGAUUUUGAUGCCAAACUGUGA
Messenger RNA from Penicillium bovifimosum, 3318 nucleotides. RefSeq lists its product as uncharacterized. Gene Ontology annotation, cellular component: cytosol; mitochondrion. Gene Ontology annotation, molecular function: metalloendopeptidase activity; metal ion binding. The coding region runs from base 1 to 3318 and encodes 1105 amino acids. The transcript has 2 exons. Lineage: Eukaryota; Fungi; Ascomycota; Eurotiomycetes; Eurotiales; Aspergillaceae. Gene Ontology annotation, biological process: peptide catabolic process. The record is from RefSeq and is a predicted model, not a curated record.